UGUGGACUGAGUGCCUGCUCCGUCUGCGGGCUGCAGUCAGGGGUACUUGUCUCCGUCGGGAUGUCGGAAACACAAUGCAAUUCGCCGCCCGAUCAGUGGGGAUCGCUACGCAAGACUGGCCCAAUCCCUAGACGCGGGAUCGUUAAGGAUUUUGAUUGUUGUGCUUCCGGCUCACAGUGAACGAUGAUGUCCGAGGAUGGGCAAGCUACGGAAAGUGUCUCCGUUUCACUUAAAGCACUUUACGCAGUAAAACAGCAUUUAAAACCUUUCAAACCUAGUCCUUCUCGUCCUCUCGUAUUAUGUAAGAAUAUUAGAUUGUGGGUUUUUAUCCACAACAGUUAAAUAUGUUCCUAAACAUGUCACCGUGCGGCUCAACUUUGGAAGAACAGCUUUCGUCCAUAAUGGACGUCCUUGCGAAAGCUGCCGUAUCUGAAAUUAGCCAACUGUUCUCGGAAGGCUCGGCUACACUUCGUCUACAAAUAACUCGGAGCCUGAAAGAAAACGAAGCGCUGAGGACGAAGAUGAAGGUGAUGAGGAGUGAGCUGUUUUCUUUGCGGCAUCAAACAAGAUCAAAUGCAUCGCGUGCUUCAAGUCGUUUCACCCUGGAUCGAGCCAACAUCUGCAAACCAGGGACUAAAUCACUGGGAAAUGAAAACUGCGAUGACUUUGAAGACCGCAGCACACAGCCCGGCGCUACCUCAGAUAGUCUGCAUGUGGACUCCCCUGGCUCCUCCCACAUUUCCAGUCACAACGAGGAGCUGAGUAUCCUGAGCGUCCACGGAAAGGGGGAGGGCCCACUGUCGCUGGAUGGAAAUGACACCCUCUACACCACGUCCGAACUGGAGGCCCUGAGCUCGCUCUCUGCGGACCAAAGCGUUGCCACGAGCCUGGAGCGAGCUGAGCAGCAGACUUUGCAGCAGCGGACCCCAGACACCAUUUUAAUCAAGGAGGAAGAGGAUAUUGGUGGAUGCAUGCCCCCUGUAGAAGACUUCGAUGACUUUGGAGACCGCAGCAAACAGUGCGACGCCACCUCGGAUAGUCUGCAUGUGGACGCCCCUGGCUCCUCCCACAUGUCCAGUCACAGCGAGGAGCUGAGGAUCCUGAGCGUCCACGGGGAAGGGGAGGGCCCACUGGACGGCCAUGACACCCUCUUCACGUCCGAACUGGAGGCUAUUAACUCGCUGUCCGCGGACCACAGCGUGGCCAACAGCCUGGAGCAGCUGGUCCACCGCGAGGAGCUGACUGGACAGCAGCGGACCCCAGCCACCAUUUUAAUCAAGGAGGAAGAGGAUAUUGGUGGAUGCAUCCCCCCUGUAGAAGACUGCGAUGACUUUGGAGACUUCAGCACACAGCGCAGCGCCACCUCGAAUAGUCUGCAUGUGGACACCCCUGGCUCCUACCAUAUGUCAAGUCACAACGGGGAGCUGCGGAUCCUGAGCGUCCACGGAAAAGGGGAGGGCCCGCUGGCGGACGGCCAUGACACACUCUUCUCCACAUCCGAACCGGUGGCUCUGAGCUCGCCGUCUGCGGACCGCAGCGUGGCCAAGAGCCUGGUCCAAAGUGAGGAGCUGACUGGGCAUCGGGGCGGCCGCAAAUGCCUGUCCGGUGUCUUGUUUGACAAGGGUUUUCCCGACAAUAUCAAGAAGACCAGCUGUAAGCGUACCCACACUGGCGAGAAGCCCUACAGCUGUGACCAAUGCUUGAAGAGUUUCAGUCAGAGCUGCAAUCUGAAGAGCCACAUGAGGACUCACUCCGGAGAGAAGCCAUACAGCUGUGAACGAUGCAUGAAGAGUUUCAGUCAGGGCUCCCACUUGAAGAGCCACAUGAGGACUCACUCUGGGGAGAAGCCCUACAGGUGUGACCAAUGCAUGAAGUGCUUCAGUAAGAGCUGCGACCUGAAAAGCCACAUGAGGACUCACUCCGGGGAAAAGCCAUACAGCUGCGACCGAUGCAUGAAGAGUUUCAGUCAGAGAUCCAACCUGAAGAGCCACAUGAGGACCCACUCUGGGGAGAAGCCCUACAGGUGUGACCAAUGUAUGAGGUGCUACAGUACAAACAACAGCCUGAAGAUCCACAUGAAUAUUCACUCCGAGGACAGGCUCAACAGGUGUGACCUAUGCUUGAAGUGCUUCACUACAAGCUGCGACCUGAAGAGACACAUAAGGAAUCAUUCCGCCGAGAAGCCCUACAGCUGUGACCAAUGCAUGAAGCGCUUCAGUAAGAGCUGCGACCUGAAGGUCCACAUUAGGACUCACUCCGGGGAGAAGCCCUACGAGUGUGACCAAUGCAUGAAGCGCUUCGGACGGGGCUCUCACCUGAAGAGCCACAUGAGGACACACUCCGGGGAGAAGCCCUACAGGUGUGACCAAUGCAUGAUGUGCUUCGGAGAUUACUCCCACCUGAAGCGCCACAUGAGAACUCACCCGGGGACAAGCCCUACAGGUGUGACCAAUGUGUAAAACGCCUAAGGCCCCGUCAUGUUCGUUAUGGCCGACCGUCCAGACCAGGGAUGGGCAACUGGCGGCCCGCGGGCCGCAUUUCGAAGGCAAACCCAUGCGUCUAGUUUGCUUAGAAGCGAUAUCAGUCAUUAAAGAUAUCCACUUAAGUCGCCACUACAACUACUACAACUGCUUGUUGGGUUUGAGUUCAUUGAGUUGUUGCACUUAAUGUUGGGCCACUGUUUUUCAGUUUUUUGACUUCAUUGAAUGAUGAUGCAUGUGAGCUCUUUGCACUGAUAAAAAUACUGACCAUUCAUGUGGCUGUUUGAGCAUGGAAAACAUGAAAUUAAUGUAUGUUGGUCCAAUUAACAUACCGUACAUAGGUUAUGAUUCUGGAUGAUUUUGUAGGUAGUGGCCUUCCCCAAAAUGCACCAGAAUACAGGAAAUCAUAUCUACCAAAUUAAAAAAAAAUCGAAAAAUGUGGCCCUCUUUAUCAUGAAAGUUGCCCAUCCCUGGUCCAGACGGACCCCGGCGUUUUCGGGUCCUGCAAACACAGGAACACAGGAGCCGACUCACUCCGGGAAGAGGCAUGUGUCUACAGUGCAACGCCAGCUUCAACGGCCCUAGCAAUUGUCCCAUUGCGUUGGCACAUGCUCAAGCACACAGGCAAGGGUGCUUUGUCAUGGGGCAACGGGACGCUUUGAUUGACACCUCUCCACUAUUUGUUGAAAAUUUGACUGCUGUAUUUCUUUUUUCAUCAUGAUUAAAGACGAUUUCCAACUUUGGAUUCGCUUUCUGUUUUGAUUGUUGUAGAUAAUUGAUGUCUGUGUGAUGAAUUCUUAUUUUUUGAAUACUUCGGACAAGCAAACGUUUGAUUUAAAUAUGGAGCCUUAUCAUUGGAAGAUACAGGCAGCGAAGUUGCAAAGCAUACAUUCAACGAUGGUUGUAUGAUUAUUUUAGCAAACUUUCACAUUGUUGGGUAAUCGAGCACAUCAGUGACCGCCCCUUUUUUUAACAGCUCUGGUUCCGGAAGUAAAUCUCCCGUUUUCUCUGUUGAAAUGUUCAUAAAAUCGUUAUGCAAAGUUCUUUUAAACCUCGAGCCAAGCCAAUUGGUUCGUCAGGGUAGUAGUGACCAUAAAACAUAUGAUUCGGGGCAAAAGGAAUUUGGAACACAGAAGAAAAGGCAAUGGUACAAGACUACAUUAUUUUGGUGAAGGAGGAACUCUCCCCAUAAACCUUUGAAAACUUUUCACAAUGGUUCCAACCCACUUAGCGUUUUUCUUGCAUCUUAUAACCUUUAUCAUUCAUAUAUUGUUUAUGUUAGUAAAAGUUGUGUCAUAUAUUCUGUGUAUGUAUGUAUAGUCUUUCAUAUCGUGUAUGGCGUUGUCAUGGUACGUUCCUGAUCCCAAUCAAAUGUGUGACAUAUUCAUUCACCAUUAUGUAUUCCUAGCUUUGAUACUACAAAAACUUUUAUUUUUUAUAAUAUAUUCUAUAUCAUAUUUUCCAUAUGUUGAGCUCAUUUCCUCUACAGUGAGCUCCACCAAUCAUUACCAGUCAUGUUACACUUUAGGAUUAUGGGUAGUGUACUGGGGCCUCUACAAACUCUUUUUUUCCAUAGGAAAUUUACUUUCCUAUGAAGAUGACCCGGAAGUGCUUUGAGGAAAGGUGUUAGGAAAGGAGCCUCGAUGCUUCCUUAAACCCUCCUUUUGCAUAGGUUCCUCCUGAGCAACCUUUGCGAAAGGAGAUAGUGGUAUCCCAUAAUCCUUUACGGCGGCCAUAUUUAAGGCAACGUGCCACCGACGAAGUUUACACACUACGCAAAGACGCACGUGAGACGCGGUAAAGCAGAAGAACAGAAGAGAAGAAUAUACAAUUGAUAAUGGAUACUAAAUAAGAACAACUUUCCAUUUGUUCACUUGCUUUAAUGAACGAUAGCAGUGAAAUGACAAUAAUCAAACAUGUCAUGAGCAGCUAAAAGUGCUGGUAGGUUUACAUCCAAAUAGAGUCAUUAACUUCCAGUUCCGUUAUGUGCAACAACACAGAGGACCGUAGUGCAAUAUUCAAUAUCUCCCCCUGAGCCUUUAACACUCUAACACAAACUCUAGCUGAUUUAAAAAAAACAGCAUUGAACGGUUGUACGCACUACGCCAUAAAAACGAGCGGAAAGUCCAACAUGAACACAAUGCCCACAGAACCCAUUAAAGACUACCCCACAGCAAAGUCCUUAUGCCAGGCAGGCACACCGGCCUUCCUGGUGGACCGGCGCAAGCCUGUUGCCGGCGACACGUCGGGCGGCAUUGGGAGAGGGGCCACAGAGGCUGGCGGCGGCGUACGAGG
Messenger RNA from Gadus chalcogrammus (walleye pollock), 4775 nucleotides. Its product is annotated as zinc finger protein 345-like. The transcript has 6 exons. The record is from RefSeq and is a predicted model, not a curated record. Gene Ontology annotation, cellular component: nucleus. Gene Ontology annotation, molecular function: DNA-binding transcription factor activity, RNA polymerase II-specific; RNA polymerase II cis-regulatory region sequence-specific DNA binding. Bases 345 to 2459 code for a protein of 704 amino acids. Gene Ontology annotation, biological process: regulation of transcription by RNA polymerase II. Lineage: Eukaryota; Metazoa; Chordata; Actinopteri; Gadiformes; Gadidae.